Alnus glutinosa is the source of this 447-nucleotide messenger RNA. RefSeq lists its product as uncharacterized. The record is from RefSeq and is a predicted model, not a curated record. NCBI's taxonomy places the organism in Eukaryota, Viridiplantae, Streptophyta, Magnoliopsida, Fagales, Betulaceae. The transcript has a single exon. The coding region runs from base 59 to 427 and encodes 122 amino acids. Gene Ontology annotation, cellular component: cytoplasm; PML body. Gene Ontology annotation, biological process: double-strand break repair. Gene Ontology annotation, molecular function: single-stranded DNA binding; 5'-tyrosyl-DNA phosphodiesterase activity.
UAACUUGGUUUGUCAUUUGCAGUUGAGCAAACUUCCAGUAAAAUCCUUCAGCCGCAAAAUGUUCAGCAAUUCUAAAAUGCCGAGAGAACUGUGCAUGGCAGAGAUUGAAGUAGGGGGAAAACCGUUGAUUGUAGCCACAAGCCAUCUUGAGAGCACCUACCCUGCCCCUCCAAAAUGGGAUCAGAUGUACAGUGAGGAACGUGUGGCUCAAGCAAAGGAGGCCCUUAACCUUCUUGAGAAAUAUCUAAAUGUGGUUUUUGGUGGUGACAUGAAUUGGAAUGACGAUUUGGAUGAGCAGUUUCCUUUAUCUGAUGGAUGGCUUGAUUCCUGGGCAGAGUUAAGGCCCGGAGAAAAGGGAUGGACAUAUGAUACCGGGUCCAAUCUGAUGUUGUCUGCUAACCGGCCUUUGCAAAAGCGGUUAGAUUGAUUCGUUUUCGAUUUGCAUGA